CAUGAAAGACCACAGGAUUCCAUCGUUCCGAACGCGCAACCAACUCUGAAAUAGAAAGUGUGAUCUUUCAACAGGUAUACCAAUCCAUUGACAUACUUCCACUCGUAGAAAAUCGAGUUUACUSAGUACAUGCGUGUAUCAUCCCGAUUUCUACGAGGCAAUCAACCCGAUCACAUCGAACAGCACGUAACAUACAAUCACCCGCUCAUCAGUUGGUCUGGUUUAUUCAGAUUCCAUUUUAGAUAUUCAUUGCACGACACUAGAGAAGAAAACGGAACGGGACCGCGAGAUCAUUAAAAAGCUGUAACCCAAUUGUAGACAAAUCAAAUCCCAAAGACUACCAUUACUGCUUGGAUCCCCUUAACGCAGAAAACUAUCCGUUUGUGCUUUGAGUCACGACGAUUUACAGCCACAACUUCAAAGUUUCACAUUUAAGCAACAAGGCGGGAGGGAAUAAGAGAGAAGAAUAGUGAGUAGAACCUAGUACCUGUCAUAUCCACCCCCGCCACCACGUCCACCGCCGUAUCCAUCGUCAUAACCUGUUUCAAGUUGGUGCGGGAAAAGGACGUAGAGGUUAGAUAAAGCAAGCAAAAUGGCAUGUGAUGUUUCUUGUCAAUGGAAGUCAAUCGUUACACUGGGCUCACCUCCUCCUCCUCCUCCUCCUCCUCCGUAGCCACCACCACCACGGUAUCCGCUGACAUUUUAGUCGACAAAUGGGAAAUAAUGAUAAGAUUAGAACGCAACAAACGACUUCAACAACAAUUGCAUCAUGGCCAUUCAAAGUUCUUACCCACCACCGCCACGGUCGUCGUACCUAGUGUGAAUUUCGAAGUAAAACGAUUGACGAAUGGACGGAAGAUGUGAGAUAAUGCAGUUCUUGGCUUCGUGGUCUCCUAUAUUUCAAGUCACGCCAUAUUCUUACCCUCCGCGGUGACCACCACGAUCACCAUAUCUAAAUUUGAAGAGGAUGAAAAUUGAUGAAGAAUUAGUUCAUGCAAGAACAUGAUGGUAAUUUCAUUACAAUAAACAUUGUUGAUGCAAUCAAAAAAAGGAUUGAGUUUCGGACUGGUCUUACUUACCCUCCAUCGCCUCGGUCAUCGUAACGGCCGCCUCCGCCACCAUAUCCACCGCGGUCAUCGUAGCUACGAGGAUAAAUCAAGCAAAUGCAAACAUAGUAACGAGAUGAGAAAUCAUGACAUCGAAAAAUAAAUCUAUUCGAAGAACUGAAUCGUCGUAACUGAUGAUAGCUGAAUCAUUGAUAGAAUAUCACGAACCUUCCACGUCCACCGCCGUAUCCACCUCCRUAACCACCGCCGUAUCUAUGACGACCAAAGGCGAAUACACACAAACAAGCUUGAUCAGAAAUUGACAACAUAACAGCAUCGAUGCGAACUAUACAUAUGAAUGUCACGUGGACUUACCCACCGCCGCCUCCGUCGUGGUUGUAGCCACCGCCACCACCACCACGGUAGCCACCGCCGCCACCACCUCCUCCGCGAGGUUGUGCUUCGUUUACUCGAAGAGUUCUUCCAUCGACUUCUUGUCCAUUCACUUUGUUGCAAGCAACUUCCGCCUCAGCAGCGGGCAUUGUGACGAAAGCAAAUCCUCGAACUCUUUUAGAGUCACGAUCCAUAGGCAUGAAACAAUCAGUGACCGUUCCGAACUCUUCGAAGAUGCGUCGAAUUUCCGACUCGGGUGUAUCGAAGGAGAGGUUUCCGACGUAAAGCUUKACUUCAUCUUUCCCGGMGGAGUUGAAUGUUCCCGAGCCACCAGGUCCAGAUGCUCCACGUUCUCCUUUGGGUCUUGAUUCAUUCACACGAAUGGUUCUACCAUCCAAUUGAGCUUGAUCCAUCUUCGAGAUAGCCUUCUCAGCAGCGUCGCGAGUUGAAAGUGUCACAAAGCCGAAGCCACGAGGACGUCUAGUGUCACGCUCGACUGGCAAAAAGACAUCAGUUACAGUUCCAAACUGAGAAAACUCAUCACGAAGACGCUGUUCGUCCGUUGCUGAAAAAAAGAGGAAACCAUUWUAAGUGAGAGGCUAGAAAUUCAAUCAGCCUAGACGCAUGAAAUUCUUGUAAAGUGACGCACCAUAAUCGAGAUUUCCAACGUAAAGUUUCACUUCAUCUCCACCACCGGCGCCAGCGGCAUCGCCACUAUUGUUAGCUGGUGCACUGCCUCCAUCGCCACCUUCAUCUUGCGAAGCAGCUGGAGCUUUAUCAUCGCCACCAGCAGGAGGGUAAUCUUGGUCCUUAUCGGCAGGGGCAUCACUGCGUUCGGGAGAGCGAGAACGUUCACGAUCACUCAUAGUUACUUCGAAUAGGUUAGUUAUCAACUU
This is a messenger RNA of Pseudo-nitzschia multistriata, 2335 nucleotides long. Lineage: Eukaryota; Bacillariophyta; Bacillariophyceae; Bacillariales; Bacillariaceae. The record is from the annotation of a GenBank genome assembly.